Chroicocephalus ridibundus (black-headed gull) is the source of this 5114-nucleotide messenger RNA. RefSeq names its product coiled-coil domain containing 78 (gene CCDC78). NCBI's taxonomy places the organism in Eukaryota, Metazoa, Chordata, Aves, Charadriiformes, Laridae. The coding region runs from base 2987 to 4591 and encodes 534 amino acids. Gene Ontology annotation, cellular component: cytoplasm. The transcript has 14 exons. The record is from RefSeq and is a predicted model, not a curated record.
GGGCCUCCUCUGGCCCUGCUCCAACAGCUCCGUGUCCUUCUGCUGUUGGUGGCCCGUUGGAGCAGCUCCAGGGCAGGGCUGGGACCGGAUGGUCUUUGACGGUCCCAUUCGAUGCUCAGUCCCUCUGCGGGACGUGUCCCCCCUCCCCGAACCCCCCUGUUCCCUCCGCUCCCCGGGGCCGGUCGCCCGGCAGCGAGGGGUUGCCCCAUCCCUGGAGCUUCCCGCCCUCCCGCCGCCAGGGGGCGCUGCCGCCCCGCCGCCCUCCCCCGGAAGCGCCCGUUGCCCUGGAAACGGGACGCGGCGGUUCCUGACCGGGCCCGGCCGCCUCCGCCGCAGCGUGUGUGAGGAGCUGGGAGGCCUCGCGGUCCCCGCUCUGCCCCAGCCCGCUUCUCCCCAGGAGUGUCCCCCCGACGCCCGGUGCCGCUCCGGGAGGGGCCGUGCAGGCCUGGGCCCGCGGCAGCUCCCCGCACCCGCUGCGGCCUCCAGCGGGGGAUGCUGCGGCGACGCCGGCCCCCCCCCACCCCCGGCGACACUGGGCCACCCCGGCAGCAGGGUGCUCCGGUGGGCGCCCAGGGGGUGUCUGCUGGGCCCAGGAGAGGGUGUGCAUUCACUUGGCCGGCGCUGGAAGCCAGAUGGGGCCAGUCACUGCGCGAACGCUGUGCCGGGCCCCGCCGAAGCCUCCCGGGAAAGGCGUGAAGGCGGUGGCCGCUCCCUCCGCUCCCUUCGGGGCUCGCCAUGAGGGGCCCGGCACCGGCAGAGCCAGGUGUGUGUCUGUCCCUGCCGAGGGCUGGCAGGUGCUGGAGGAGAGGGGAAAAUAAGCAGCGGGCAUCGGGCUGCAGGCUCCAAAUCUCCAACCGGUUUUCCUCCUCAGCUGCUGUGGAUUUAGGGAGCGUUUUCACAUCUUAGAGCUGCGUCCUGGGUGUGAGUUUCGUACCUCAGAGCUUGGUGGCGACCACCACACGUUAAAAGUGUCCUGGAGAAGAAGAGGGGAAGAAAAACUCAGUACAGAGUCGGCAUUUCAGCUCUUCGCGGGGUUAACAAUGCAUAUACUUUUUGUUUGGUUUUGCUCUGGGGCAGUGAUGGAGAUUUUGGGUUGCAGUGUCACCCUAAAACCUCAUUUCCUCUGCCCAACUUUGCUAUUCGUGGAGUCAUCCAGGCCAAAAUUUGCUUCGUAUUUCCAAACCACCGGAAAAGCAGUCGGUGGCAUUUCUAGUUGCUGGUACAGCGCCUGUCACAAAGGGGGGUUUCGCCAGGGUCUCCCAGGCACUGCAGGAGCAUAAGUAGCACUGUAUAUGUGUGUGUUAAUUAGCUUUGUAUUGCUGUCUGACCAGGUGAAAAGGACACCCCUACGGCUCGGGGAGCACCCAGCUUUGCCGGUGUGCUUGGGUGGGCUGUUAGCCCUCCUGCAUCGGGCGUUUUGGGGUCUGGCCAUGCCGCUGCUGGGUCCAGGGCAACAGUGUGAGCCAGCCUGCGCCCGUUCCUGGGCCAGCAGCGGCUGCAGGUGCCUGUCCUCGGGGACUCGUAUGGGGCUGAGAGCCGGCGGGAGACGAUGUGCACCUGGGGAGCGGAGUUGCAGCUCGGUGCCGGAGCACCCACCGGAGACUUCCGAGCCCCCCAGCGCUGUGGGCGGUGUGUGAAUGUGGCUUUCUGCUCGGCAGUGGGUGUGAAGAGAGUGUGAAUUCUCAUCAGCGCUUUCAUUACCUUAAUAAAAUUACUUCAGGUCUGUUAAGUUCUACUGCAGAAAAAUAAGACAUAAUUGCACGUUUCGUUAGCUUCUCCUUCCCCCGAGCCCCAGAAGAGCUCAUCCCCUGGGUCUGGCUUCCAUGGCCGUUCAUGAAAUCCACGUCGACUGUGGGAUCUUCUCCAACAGCCUGGGCCAGGUGAGGAGCUGGUGAACUCUGCUCGGCACAGAGCUUCUGUCAGAAUGGCCUCUCUCCCUCUUUCAUCCUCAGCUUUGUCAGAUAAUAAGAAGUUAUUCAGAGCUGUGGCCUUUUUGAAAAAGACUGUCAAAGCUUUUCUUCUGUUAAGAGACAAGUUCUUACCUAAACUCACCCACUGUACAGAAAUAGCAGUGAUAAUAAGCCCGAAAUGAGGAGAUUAAGAACGGGCAUGUGUUUUAACCCCUGGCUGUUGUUCACCGAGGUCUCCCAGCGUUUAUCCACCACAUCUUACGCUCUCCAUUGCCCACACACUUAUGUCGGAGACUCUGUUCAAGUACUUUUAGCUUUGCACACUUGGGAGUUGUCCCAUCGAGGCCCAGAUGGUCGCAGUCUGGAGUCAGCGGCAGCGCGUAGACCAGAUUUAGCACUGUCUGGGCUAAUCUGAGGCUUUUUUUGCUUUAAAACUUGUCUUUUUUCACAUAGCAUCUCUGUUGUGAAGGGAGAAAUUGGGGAAGGUCUUUCCUGUCGCCAGCUGUAGCUUGAGCAGAGCUCAAAGAUCCUGGUACCCCUUUGGAAGGCUCUUUGACCCAGGAGGUACAAGGACCGUAGAGAUCAAGAGAAAAUUGCCUGGAAGUAAGUUGAUGUUAGAUGCUACUGGGAUGGUCUUGGAGCAGAUGGUUGGAUUCAUGGAUUAAUUCAGGGGUUAAUCAGAUCUUAAAUUCUCUAACGAUCCCUGUGUAGGGAUGGAGACCCUACACCUGGGUUUUGGGAACAGUCUGUAAUAUAAAUGGAGUGGUACCUCCUAGCUGCACUAUGGCUUCACUGGGGGUAUCUGCUCAGCUUCUUGGUUCAGUAUCUGCUGUGCACUGUCUUAAGAAUACAGAAACCUCCUGACAAGUGUGAUUUCCCGAGGUGACGGUAAGAAUUGGCUCCACCUUAUGGUGGAUGAAGGUGGAUGCCCCACCCGCUAGUAACCAAAGUUGUUAGCAACGUCGCUUGUGCCCAACCGGAGGGAAAAGCUGCCGCUAUAGAGAUCCUUAGAUCCUUCCUUUUGCCAUCAGCCACUGCCUGCCUGAUACUGUGCAACGAUCCUGGACUCCGGGCACAUGGAUUUUGCAGAGAAUGAGAAUGUGCGGCUGCAGGAUAGGAAUGAGAGGCCGUACGGGCGCAGAGACCCGCAGGAGAGGAUGGGGAAGCUGGCUGGCUCCAAACCAGAUUUGUCAGCCAGAACGGGCUUCAACGAAGAGGAAAAAUUGAAGAUUUCCAAAGAGCUCGUUGAUCUCCAGAUCGAGACAAACAAAAUGAAGGAGCAGUAUGAGACGGAGAACUUUGAACUGAAAAACAUGAUCCUGGCCCUGGAGAACCGCGUGCAGGAGCUGGAGCUCUGCAGUCAGAAAGUCACUGGGGAGCGGGAUGCCUUAGAGGAACGCCUGCACACUCUGGAGACCAGUCGGAAGGAGCUGGCGGAUGAGUACAUCAUUUUGAAAAGCAAUUACCUGGCCCUGGGCAAAGAACUGGACCAGGAGGUCAUGAAGAAUGAAGAGCUCAGCCUAGAGCUGCUCACCCUGGCCAAUGCCAGGAGCACCCUUCCCCACACAGAGAGCAACCACGUCCCCGCCAUGGCCCAUGAAUCCUCUGCCGAGCUGGAAAGAGUGCGAGCAACGGUGCGUCGUCUCUCGGCUCGGAAAUUGAAGUUGCUUGGAAACCAGGAUCACAUCAAAGCGGAGCUUGAAAAACUGAAGCAAACCUACGAUUUGCAGCAGCAGAAGCUGGAAGAGAGAGUGAUCGCGAUGGGGAAGGAACUACAGGAGGCAAAGGCAGCGAUUGGGGACACCCAGCGCAAGCUGGUGGAGCAGUCGGCGGUGCUGCUCACCUCCCAGAGCCAGCUCCAAGAGGUGGAGGCGGAGAACUCCCGGCUGCAGCUCCGGCUGAAGCAGCUGAAUGAGGAAUAUCGCUCCCGGCUCGCGCAGUACAUCAAGGACGUGGCGGACUACAUGGACAGCAAAUCCAGCAACGUGGCGGGGCCUAGCAAAUCCCCCGCUGAUCACGCUCACAUGAAACGCUUUGUGGACAGCAUGCUGAAGGAUAUCAGGGCUUCCUACAAGUCUCGGGAAGAGCAGCUAGCCGUAGCGGCACGUGGCUACAAGAAACGCAUAAAGAACUUGGUCAAGAAGCAUGAGAACCUGCUGAUUGCUUACGGGCUCCAGCGAGAGCAGAUCCGGUCCUUGGGCAGCAGCGCUACGGAUUGUGGCCCUGCCGAGCUCCACUUUUCCAUCACAGACCCUGAACUGCUGACAAACACAACCCGGGAGCUAAACCGGCUGCGGGAGGAUAAAGCCAAACUGGAGAUGCAGCUACAUGAACUGCAGAAGAAAACACCGAAAGAAACCUCUGCCUUUCCACUGUCUCCUGAGCAGCAGCUGGAUGAGGAGGGCUGGGCAGAGGUCAGGAAGCAGCUCCGGGAGUUUGCACGCACCACCCAGGAGGAUUUGGAGCAGGAGAGGAGUCAGCUGCUGACUCGGGCGGUCGUGGCAGAAGAGCAGGUGUCGGAGCUGCAGGAAUACAUAGAUAAGCAUCUCGCAAGGUACAAGCAGGAGAUCCUCCGGUUGAGGAAACUCGCCGACAGCGAGAUGCCACGCGUGCUCAGCGCCAGGGCAGCCGAUACUCCCUCGCUGCCCAGAGCCAGGAGGACCCUCAGCCACCAACCGUAGCUCUCCACCACAGCUCUGAGAUGCCGCACGACCACGGGAAAGAGCAGGAUUUAAAAGGAGGGAGCUUUCUGUUGUGUGGGCUGGCCGGGAUGAGAAUCCUUCCCCGGCUGAGAGCCGGGAGGCGCAGCGAGGGAAACCACGCGGGUGUUCUCAGGCUCAAAUUAACAGCACUAAAAUGGGACGAGACAACUGCGUCUUGUCUAUCCUCUGACCCCUCAGCUGUAGGAAUUCUGCUGGUCCCCGAGCACGUCCCGCCUCGGGACACGGGGUCAGGUUCCCAGGCAGCUUUUUCCUGCGGAGCCGGUAUCAUCCCUGCGACACCGCUUCUCCUGGCUCACACCUAGACCGCAGUCCAAGGGCGAAAUCUGCUCCUGCCUUCGCUCCCCUCUCAGCUUCCAAGAGAUAAGGCCAGGGCUGGCUCAAGCUAGACUUUGGUCCAAGGGGAUGAGCUGCAAUUUAAGGUGCGAAAACCUUUUUUUCCUCUGUGUUUGAGUGUUUUAUAAUGUUUCAUACGGUGAGCAGG